AAUGGCGGCUGUCGGUUGCUUUACGUUGGAGUAAAUUUUUGGAGAAGUGAAGAAAUAGCAUUUAAAAAAUGAAUUUCCUUAGAACUCCAGAGGACAGCACUGCUGUUGUGAGAAUCAUGGGUGAAUUCGAUCAAUUUCUAACGAGUGACCCAAGGAGCCGGCUGACUUAUGAAGAUCCAUCAAGCGAUGGACAUGAGCAAAGUCAGAGACCAUCUUCCAAAAGCUUCGCGAAAACUUUGAAUAAAUCGAGGAGCCAGGGAAGCCUUUUUUCUAACGAGCGUGAAAAAGAUGUGGAGCUCAUCAAAAGCCGAAGCAAAAUCGCGCACCUAGAGAGUCAAAUGAAUGUCCUGGAAUCAGAAAGAAAACGUGCAAGAAUCGAGUUUGAAAAGGAUAGUGGAAAUGACAGGCUUGAACGGAGGAGAAUGGAAGAGAAAUACGAAGACCUACAAAAAAACAUUCAGUAUAUCGCAGAGCAAGAAAAAAACGCCAAAGAUCAGUUGAAAGACCUGAAAAAAGAGUACGAGACUUACCGCAACAAAUCCGAGCAAACGAUUCAAAACUUGCAGAGGGAAAAACUAAAACUGUGUGCAGAAAAAGACGAGUUGCGGGAGGAUUCUAGUAAAAAAGAAAUGGAUUUGAAGAAUUCACUUUUCAGACAGGGAACUGAGCUAGCUGUUAUGCAAAAUAAACUGGGAGAUACUGAGAGUCAGCUUGAAAAUGUCAAAAGAAGACUUAGUGAAGUGAUGACUCAGCUGCCAGAGCUUGAGCAGCUAAGAGAACAUUCAAGAACAGCUGAGCAUAGGGUCAAGGAAUUGGAGCAGAAGUUAUCCCGCCAAGAUGAAGCUACAGGAGUUGCAAUGGUGAUGCAGACACAGCUUACAAAGUACAGAAAAUUGGAAAAAGAAAAUGCCAAGUUAAAAGAUGAAAACCAUUAUUACAGAGAAACAAAUGAAAGUAAUCUUUUGUUAAAAGAGAAAGCAGACAAUUUACAAGGGAAACUGCAGAGAGCAGAGCAAAGAGUUACAGAGUUAAUGAGAGUGGAGAUUGAAAAUGAGGAGCUUAAAAAGAAAAUUCAGAAGUGGGAGACUGAAGAUCUGUCAGGGACAAAAAGGCUAAGAUCUCCAGCCCAACUUGCACAAGAUGUUGCAAAUCUUCAAAAGAGCCAAGUAGUGUUAUUAGAAACACAAAGUGAGCUGAAAUCUAGUGCACAGAUUCAUGAGACAGCUUAUCAGAGAGCAGUGCAGGAGUUGGCAGCUGUUAAAAAGGAGUCAGCUGAAUUUAAGGAGAAUGGUGAGCGACAAAAAGAACUAAAUCAAAGACUUCAAAGACGCUUGUUUCUUGUGACAGCUGAGCGUGACGGCUGCCGCAGAAUCCUUGACACUUAUGACAGUAGCUACUCUUCAAAUUACGAUCCUCAAAUACGCUCCAGGUUAAAAGAGGCGGAAGAUCGUCUCAAGACAUGCCACGAACACAUCGAAACAUUGGAGCUUGAAGUGAACCAGAAAUCCGACGAAACAAGCAGAGAAAGACUCAGGGCUAAUCAGCUUGAGGUUGAAAACUGCGAAUUGCGAGACAAGGUUUCCAACCAAACCGCAGCUAAACCUGCCGACAGCGCCUUGAGGAUAGAGUUAGAAAAACUACAGGCAGAGAAUGCCAAGCUACAAGAACAGCUGGAAAUUUACGAAAUCAACAAAGACCAAAUGCACAUGCGGGGUUAUUACGAUCCAACUAAAACCAAGAUUGUCCAUCUGUCGAUGAAUCCAUCCAGUGUCGCUAAACAACAGCGUGGGGAGGAGCUGGAAAAUCUGCGGAAGGAGAACGAAUAUCUGAAGAGGAGACUAACGGUCGUGGAGGAGGGAGGCGGCAGCCCUAAUGACACCAGUCUCCUCGGCAAGCUCGGUCCUGAGACUGCACCAAGUGUGUUCAAACAAGUGGAAGAUUUUAAAGCACAGUUGUCCUCGGCAGAGAUGAAAAAUCAGCGCUUAAAAGAGGUUUUCAAGAAGAAGAUUCAAGAAUUUCGUGAGGCUUGCUAUGCCUUAACAGGCUACAAGAUUGAUGUCAUUCGAGACAAUCAGUAUCGGCUUCAGUCCAUGUAUGCUGAGAGAUCUACGGACGAUCUGUUAUUUGAAAGCAAUGUUAAAGGUGAAAUGAUGUUGCUAGCCACGGAUUUUUCCUCUCAGCUAACGGAUCAAAUAUCGACUUAUUUGAACAGAUUUAACUCCAUCCCGGCCUUCCUGAGUAACAUCACACUAGAACUGUUUAACAGACAAACUCAAACUAUAGUUAUUAACUGAUAUUUCGUGCAGUCCUGCAGAGAUUGAUGUGCGUCACUCGCGCUGAGUAACGACUUGCAAAUCUUGAAAAAUUUUGUUUAGUUUGCCGUCUACAGUCCAUGUCAAUUUUGUCCAUCCUGCACCAUGUUUGAUGUCCUCGCUGGAGUUCUCUGUUUUCUUCCCCCUAAGGUACUGAUAAAAGACGUCAAUUAACCUUCGUAGAGGGCAGGGAGCCAAUCAAGAAAUCGUAGAGCCAGUUAAUAUUCCUAACUCUUUCUUCCCUUUUGAACGACGCCCUCUGUAUCACUCCCGUUUCUCAACUGUGAAAUUCAGUCGCGGAUAGUGUAAGAUAGUGAGAUCCUUAUGACGAACCCGGAAGCUAUCAUAGCUAGAGUUACUCAUCUCAGAGGGGCUUUCAAUUAAUUUGGUAACCCUCUAUUGGACUUAAUCCAAAUAAAUCAUAGCCAGAAUGAGCCAAUCAGAAGUCGAGGUUAAAACGUGCACCAGUGAUAAGCGCGGGAAGCGUGCGUCAACGCUUCUUUUUGGGCUAAAAUUUAAUUUGCGCUUACCAGUCAGGUUAAAGCUCCGGGAAAUACAAUUUAAAAACGUUGCAGUCUCCUGACUGCCAAUCGGAGUAAUCUUGCUUUAUUAUCGUAUAAAGCAAAUGUUACAACCUUAAAUCAUUCCUUUUACCAUGGCUUCUUCUUUUAUUAUUUGUAAAUAUUUUGUGUAUGACAUGUAAAUAAAA
Messenger RNA from Pocillopora verrucosa, 3021 nucleotides. Its product is annotated as mitotic spindle assembly checkpoint protein MAD1-like. Gene Ontology annotation, cellular component: mitotic spindle; nuclear envelope; kinetochore. The record is from RefSeq and is a predicted model, not a curated record. NCBI's taxonomy places the organism in Eukaryota, Metazoa, Cnidaria, Anthozoa, Scleractinia, Pocilloporidae. Gene Ontology annotation, biological process: mitotic spindle assembly checkpoint signaling; attachment of mitotic spindle microtubules to kinetochore.